Molecule: messenger RNA, 2541 nt
Organism: Symbiodinium sp. CCMP2592
Lineage: Eukaryota; Dinophyceae; Suessiales; Symbiodiniaceae
Source: the annotation of a GenBank genome assembly
AUGGCGCUGACGGUGUCAGUGGCCUUCCUGAGCGGAAGAGCAGUCACGGUUGCCGUGGAGCCCACUGCCACUGUGAACGAGCUGCGGAAGAAGGUUCUGGCCACAGUUCCGACCGUUGACGCAUUGGUGCUGGCGCUCAAUAGCCAGCUCCUCCAACCCGGGAGCACUGUCUUAGGCGCCGGCAUCCAAAAUGGACAGACGUUGACCGCUAUCUCCGUUCCUGACUGGAAAGAUCGAGUGUCAAGUCAUGCUCUCGGCUCUGCGUUCGCAGCCAUGAAAUCAGAUGCUUCAGUGGUGACGUGGGGCGAGGGCGACUGCGGCGGCGACAGCAGCUGCGAAGCGUCAAGGCUAUUCUCCGUGCGCCGCCUCUUUGCAUGGACCGACGGGUUUGCCGCUCUACGGGAAGAUGGUCGAGUCGUAGUCUGGGGCAAGCCCAGCAGACAUUUAACGCAAGACGCGGCAAACCGCCUGCACAACAUUGUGCAGGUUGAGGAGACUUGCUGGCAGUAUGCCGCACUGCGAGCAGACGGCAUCGUCAUCAUCUGGGGGCGGGCUGCAAAAAGAUCCCUGCGACACCAGCGGGAACCUGCCAUGCGAGAUCUUACAAAUGUGGUCCAGCUUUAUUCUACGUUUGGUGCAUUCGCAGCCUUGCGGGCCAACGGCACCAUUAUCACAUGGGGCGAUGUGCGGUGGGGCAGCGAUACCACGGAGGUGCUGGCUGAGUUGGCCGACAUUUGUGAUGUCACGCCAAGCAUGGCCGGCUUUGUGGCCCGCCGCCUGGAUGGGCGUCUCGUCAUGUGGGGCGUCAAGGUCCUGGGUGGCGAGUUGGCGCCAGAAGACAGACAAGUUCGUGCGACAAGCGUUGCUACGGUCUUCGGUGCAAGUGCAGCAAUCUUGGCUGAUGGUAGCGUGAUGGCCUGGGGCGUGCCAGAGAAAGGUGGAGACAUCUCCGCUGUGAAGGACCGGCUACACCAGGUUGUUCAGAUCGUGGUAUCUGGCGCGGCGUUUGCAGCUCUGACCGCCUCUGGAUGUGUUAUCACCUGGGGAGAUCCGCUCGCAGGAGGCGACAGCUCCUCUGUAGCAGACCGCCUGAACUGCGUCCGUGAGGUCGUGGCUACAGACAAAGCCAUGGCAGCCAUUCGAACAGAUGGCACCGUGGUGACUUGGGGAGAUCCGACCCACGGUGGCGACAGCUUUUCCGUGGGAGGUUUUUUGCAGGAGGCCGCGGAAGAGCAGCUCGAGACCCUGACGCCGACAAGCUACGAAACAUGGGCUGCGGGCAACUCGGCACUACCUCGGCAACUAGGAACUUUCCGCCGAAGCGUCCUCAGCGGUGAAGGCCAAUCCAUCUCCGCUCCCGCACUCAAUCCGGACCUGGGACAGGCAGCGCAUUCCGAGGAUGCCGUGCUCUUAGCUAGAGGCCAACAGAUCGUCAUUUCAGCUGGACAUGAUCAAGGCAAAUGCUUUCUGUUGACAGCUAUGUUGCAGAAAGGAAGCAGCAUUGGUUCAGCCAGCAAGGGCGGCGAGGGCAACGGCUCUUCAGGCCCACGCAAGAGCUCCGGAACCACCAACGUGUCCAUGACGCAUGUCAUGAAGUUCCUAGCCGGUGAUGCUCUGGCUUCAGCCAUCAUCGGCAAGGGUGGCGCCGUGAUCACGCAAAUUCGCACGAAUUGCAAUGCGAAGCUGGCACUGACGGACAAGGGACAGGUCUUUCCAAGUACCGACUGCCGCGUUCUCACCGCGCAGGCCAACUCGGAGGAGGAGUUGAACGAGGUGGCGAGGCAGAUCAUCGAAAAGCUAAGUGAGCUUGUGAAGACCAGUGGCGCCUCGGAGGCGUGUGGCUCCGAUGGGGAGCUGAAGAUGAGGACCCUGGUACCCAAAGCGGCCGUCGGUGGCAUCAUCGGCAAGGGCGGGGCGGCCAUCAAGCAGAUGCGCGAGACCAGCGGCGCGAAGAUCAGCAUUGGAGAAGCCGUGGGCGGCACCGGGCCCGGAGCCGAGCAGAUGGUCACCGUCGCGGGCCCCGAGGAGGCACUGCAAACGGUCAUCGCCGAAGUGAACCGACAGAUCCAGCUGCUCAGCUCGGAAGCAUGGUACAGCACGUGGGCUGCUUCAACAGGAUGCAUCACACAGGCCAUGGCCGGUCUGGCGUCGUCGCUGCAGCUACAGCCUUCACUCCUUGGCUUGGGAGGCCAGGCCUUAGCGAACCCGGGAAUCGCCACGAUGAUGCAGGUUGCACAGAGCAUGCCUCCGUACGUGAUGGAGGACUCCCGAGGCUUCGCGUUGAGCUGCGUGGUGCCAAACCGCCUAGUUGGUGGGCUGAUUGGGCGCGGGGGCUCCGGGACCAAAGAGGUGCAGAUGCUGACCGGUACCAAGAUUGGAAUCCGAGAAAUCCCGGACGACCCGGACAAUCGCUCGCUCAAUAUAGCUGGCCCCUUGGCCAAUACGUGCGCGGCCUACAUGCUGAUGAUGAAGCGCUACCUGGACUCGGAGGCACAAAGCAGUGCGGCCAACACCACUGCUACAAAGGGCAGCUCGAGGUGA